Molecule: messenger RNA, 10063 nt
Organism: Nothobranchius furzeri (turquoise killifish)
Lineage: Eukaryota; Metazoa; Chordata; Actinopteri; Cyprinodontiformes; Nothobranchiidae
Gene: ghra
Product: growth hormone receptor a
Biological process (GO): positive regulation of receptor signaling pathway via JAK-STAT; growth hormone receptor signaling pathway; cytokine-mediated signaling pathway
Cellular component (GO): external side of plasma membrane; growth hormone receptor complex; cytosol
Molecular function (GO): cytokine binding; peptide hormone binding; growth hormone receptor activity
Source: RefSeq, a predicted model, not a curated record
CCUCUCACAGCGCAACAGAGUCGGACUGUCGGCAGAGGAGGGCGCCUCGCUGCCGUGAGACACCCCCACAUACUUUGCCCCUGCGACGUAGCGCGCGUUAUCUCCCCUCAAAGGGGCUAAAUGAUGAGCUGCAAGUAAGAGAAUAAAAAAAAGGCCGUCUACGGGCUGGGUGAUGAGAAAACCUCGAGGUCUCUCACGGUCCGAGCAGGCUGAAGACACGCACAGCGGAGCGGGACCGUGGCUGUCGGUGCUGGCGCUGCUGCUGACCAUCAGAUGACCAACUUGUGAAAAAGUCCAACCGAGCUGUUAUUGCCGUUUUCUUUUCAACUCGAAACUUCGCAAGAACGUCAUGGCUGUCUCACUCUCCUACGACCUCUUGCUCUUACUGGUGAUAUCCUCCCUGGACUGGUCCCUCUACUCCAGGAUCUGCGUUUCUCACUGACCACAACCGCAUGACGUCAUCAGGUCGCAGUGAGAAGAAGCAGCAAAAGAGAGAGAGAGCAACUCCAGUUGAGCCUCAUUUCACGGAGUGCAUGUCGAGGGAUCUGGAGACGUUUCGCUGCUGGUGGAGUCCAGGCACUUUCCACAACCUGUCCUCUCCUGAGGAACUCCGAGUUUUUUACCUGAAGAGAAAUUCUCCCUCCAGUGAAUGGAAGGAAUGUCCUGAGUAUAGCCAUUUGAAUAGGGAGUGCUUCUUUGACGCAAACCACACAUCUAUCUGGAUCCCUUACUGCCUGCAGCUCCGCGGCCAAAACAACAUCACCUAUUUCAAUGAGGACGACUGCUUCUCCGUGGAGAACAUUGUGCGCCCUGACCCGCCCGUGUCUCUGAACUGGACCCUGCUGAUUGUUAGUCCCUCUGGGCUCAGUUACGAUGUCAUGGUCAGCUGGGAGCCCCCGCCUUCUGCAGACGUUAGCACAGGCUGGAUGCGCAUCGAAUAUGAAAUCCAGUACAGAGAGAGAAAUGCCACAACCUGGGAAGCGUUGGAGACACAGCCGCAUACUCAGCAGACAAUCUACGGCCUGCAAGCCGGGACAGAGUAUGAGGUGCACAUCCGCACAAAGAUGAAGGGCUUUCCUAAGUUUGGGGAUUUCAGUGACUCGAUCUUUGUUAAAGUGACAGAGAUUCCUCUCAGAGAGUCCGCUGUCCUGCUCACUCUAGUUCUUACCUUCGGGGUUGCUGGUAUCCUCAUUCUUAUCAUGCUGAUCGUCGUUUCCCACCAGCAGAGAUUAAUGAUGAUUUUGUUGCCACCUGUUCCUGCACCCAAAAUCAAAGGCAUCGACUCAGAGUUGUUAAAGAAGGGGAAACUCGAGGAGCUUGAUUUUAUCCUGAAUGGUGGAGGCCUUGGUGGCCUGCCAACCUAUAUUUCAGAUUACUACCAAGAUGAGCCAUGGGUGGAGUUCAUUGAAGUGGAUGAAGAGGACGCAGACUGUGGAGAGAAGGAGGACCAGAAAAGUUCAGACACUCAAAGGCUGCUUGGUCUUCCCCAAAGGAGUGUUGGGUGCUUUAGCGCUGACAGCCACCCCGACGAUGACUCGGGCCGGGCUAGCUGUUACGACACAGAUCUGUCGGAACAAGACACCCAUUUGCUGGCCGCCUCUCUUCUGCCAGGCCAGCCUGAGGAUGAAGAGGCCUUCCUGCAUCCUGAUGAAAAAGCACCAGCCUCAGAGACAAACAAAAGCCCGCUUAUCCAAACUGAAUCUGAAGGGAAGCCGACUUGGAUCAACACAGAUUUAUAUGCCCAGGUCAGCAAUGUGAUGCCCUCGGGAGGGGUGGUGCUGUCUCCUGGCCAGCAACUCCGAAUCCAGGAGAACACAGAGAAGGAAUCACAAAAGAAAGGGAAACUGGGUGAAGACACGUCCAAGCUGAACAAGCCUCAGUUCCAACUUCUCGUCGUGGAUCCAGACGGAAGUGGCUACACCUCAGAGAUUACUGCCCGGCAGAUCAGCACUCCCCCCAGCUCUCUCGUGCCUGGGGAGGGUUACCAAACCAUAUACCCUCAACCAAUGGAGACCAAACCUGCAGCCCCAUCAGAGCCAAAUCCGUCUCCUUACAUUCUUCCCGACUCCCCCCAGACUCGGCUUUUUGCCCCCGUGGCAGAUUACACUGUAGUACAGGAGCUGGACACUCAUCAAAGUCUGCUCCUCAAUCUGCCCACCCAGCAGCCUCCUCCUCCCUGCCUCCCUCAGCAUCCCCUCAAAGCCCCAGUGGCCAUAGGGUACGUCACCCCAGAUCUGCUGGGGAACCUCUCAUCGUGAAACAAAAGUUCCACCAGACCGUUUGUUAACGCCAGGCUGUUCGGCCAGGAAGUCAUUUGGAGUUUCUCACUCUGAUUCCUGCUGUUAACCAAAAGGAGAAGAUAAAACGCUUGCAGCACACUGGACGGAUGAGUCCAUGCAGGAAGUCAGCAUGUGCUCCACAUAUCUGCAAAUGUCUGCUAAAUUUGGUAAUCGAUUAAACUAAUGCAGAAACAACCAAAUUUCAACACCACAAACCAAAUUUAGGAUUUUUUAAACACAUGAUUGUAAUAAAAUGAUCAGGUCAGUGGUCUUCGAUUGCCUUACAUCUCUGGCUGCUUGUGUGUAGAGCAAGUCUUAAGUCACAUCAUGUAUCCCAAAGUUUCCUAUCUCGUUGUCCUAAUAGUACUUGUGAUAUUGUUUACCUAGCUCCCCCAUCCCUCCCAAAAAAAAGGUUUAAUAUAUCUAUGCAGAUCUGCAUCCCAAGCUUUGGGCUAGACAUGCUUUCAUUGUUAAAAAGACAAUUUGGGUUAAACAACAUCAGAAUAUUUCUUUGGAUUAUUCAAAUUUAAUGGAUUUAAGUGAUGUGCAAAAAUCCUGGACGCUAGUUUGGAAUUUUUUUUUAAGUAAAUACAAGAAAAGACACAUUAAAAGGGAAGUUAAGAGGCACACUUGAGUGUUAAACUAACCCUAAUAAAAAAUAUAGUUGCAUAUAUUUGUGUCACCUGCAGGAGUGAAGUGUAAUUACUUGAGCGUGAGGGAAGGGUUUGCUCAGACCCAAAGCUGUGCUGUAGAACAUGUAGCGGUUCCAAGUGCCUCACCCAAAGGUACCUCAUUUAUAUCAUUAAACAAAAGGGAAACUGUCACCCACUCAUAAGAACUUCUUUAGACAGAAACUUUAUGUGUCAUGCUCUGUUUGGGCGUCAUCUUGUGUCGUUUUGGCAGAGAAAGCAACUGGAAUAGGUUGACAGACUGUGAAAGUGCAUCAUAAUAUACUUAUUAUUCAUAUUUGCCACAUUCACUGUUUAGCUACUUGUGCCUAUUACAGUGUUAUUGCCUAUCUUUUAAUGCUAUGGUACUAUGCUCAUGUGGUUUGGGUCUGUGCAUGACUUUUUGCAAGCCUGCGCACAAACCAGUACCGCCAAAUGAAUCAAAGUAAAAACAUAUUUGUGCACAGGCGCACUACAAAAAAUAUGCACAAGUGUGAACUCAAAAACCACGCAUGCACAUACUCAUACCUCACAUAUAAAACAUUCCCCUUAUUUAUAUACUUUAGCUAACGUUGCCUUGCUUAUGUAUCGUAAAUUACCUGUAUUUGAUACAGCGUCAUUCACCCACCCACUCACACAAGGGUGAUGAACUACAGUGUAGCUACAGCUGCCCUGGGGUACACUAACACAGGAGAGGUUGCUGUACACUGCCGCCACAGUCGCUCUGACCACUCCUAGGAGACAAAUCACGUAAAGUGUCUUGCUCAAGGGCACAGCGACUGUGACAAAUGGAGCUCGAACCUGCAACCCUCCGGUUACGAGGCGGGCACUUAACUCCUCUGCCACAGUCACAGGAUAUAGUCAUAAAACAUUGUGCCGUGAAAAUAGUUUGACACAAAAACACAAUUUUAAGAACCUUCAAAAGUCCCAAAAUGGCAGAUGGCAAAAUUUGGGUAUGUACACUCUAAAAAUAUGAAAUGUUGAUUUCACUUAACCAAGUUAAGUCAACUGGUUCCACUAAACCUAGUUGCCUAAAUGUAAAGGGUAAUAUACAGUUUUAUACGUUGUUGUGUUAAAAGUAUGGGUGGGAUUUUAAUGCGGGUAAUUAUAAUUAAUUAAUUAGAAAGGAAAAUGUGUUGAAAGUUUACCCCUUUGAGCUCGAGCGUGCAGGAGGGACAAGCAAACACACAGCAUUCAUCUUGUAACCCUCAGCAGAACAUCUCCUAAACUCUACACUACACCUCUAUACAAAGGCACUUACUAGCAUCGGCUAUACUCCACUCAGCCUGCCCCAGCCUGGCUCCAUUCGUUCCACACUGCCUUAGGAAUGCGGACGUAGUUGAGAACAUAGACGAUCUGUGGCCUAUGAUGUCAUGAGCGCAUCUCCAAGCACGUGGGCGGGGCAAAAGAACGCAGAGAAGUCUGCAGUGUCUCCAUAAUUAAACAAAAGCGGUGUGAGCAGUCUUGCUUUUGGAGACUCUCUGACUCUGAUUUUGCAUCCUGCUUUGCUGUGCCUGGCAGCAUAGAGUAUGUGUGUGUGUGUGUGUGUGUGUGUGUGUGUGUGUGUGUGUGUGUGUGUGUGUGUGUGUGUGUGUGUGUGCGCGCUCCUCACAGCAGUGAGAGACAGAGUAAAACGGCUUCAGUCAGAGGCUCGAAACUCCACAGCAUCCGGAAUGAUAAUGAAUGAAAAGCCCCUGCGGGCUGAUUCUUUCUGCCUAUCGGAGACUCCCCCUAAAGCCGGGCGGACACUGUGCGACUUUUUCACCCGUAGCACUCAGCUUCAGCUCAAACUGUACGACUUCCUCGUAGGGCAGAUCUCACGAGUCAUGUGCUCACACUUUACGACCCAGUUCUCGGAUGCGACCUGACUGCUCACACUACGUCUGGUAGCAACACGUUGGACCUAAAAAUAUGCUAAAAAUAGCAGUUUUUACUCAACAGUCAGACUUUUUUGUCUUGUUUUGCCUGUUGUCCUUCAGGAGUGCUGCAGGAGGACACAGGGAUUUAUGGGGGUUGGAUGAGGAAAACGAAAUAAAGAAAGUAAAUCUGUGUUUUGUGAUCAGUUUAAUUUGACAUGAACACAACAAACAUGCUUUCUUGACCAUCUUUGUGAGUAAAAAAACGUGUAGAAAUAAAAACAAACAACGUGUGUUAUUAGGGAAAUAGCGGGCGAGCGGCGUUGAUGCAGGAUUGCGCAUGCGCCGUGAGCAGUUCUGGUACUUUUUGGGUCGCAGCUGCUCGCAGCGCCGCUUCAACAGUGCGAUACCCUCACGAGGGACGAGCAAAAUAUCAAACACGCCAGAAGUCCGUGCAAGCUCACGAUUGCUGAUCGGGUGUUAAUCGCCUCUCGUAACCCCCGUGCACUACACGACGCUCGGCGCAAAACUCGCCCCGAUCUUGUGGAUUCUCGCACGAGUGGAAAAUCGGCUCAAAACAGUAAAGUCGCAGAGUGUACGCCCGGCUUAAUGGUACGCGUGAUUUUGAGCCAGCCAAUCAGCCAGCAGUGGGUGUGUCGGCCCUGUUCUGCUCCAGGCAGAUCGCCUCAGGAAGAGGGCUGAAAAGAUGGCCGGUUGCCGUGGGAAAAUCCAAGGCUAAUAAAUGAGGAAGGUCCCAACCCGGUCCAGGCGAAGUGGAGAUGAUGCUAGUGUGUAAGGGUUCAGUUCAGUACACAAUAUUUACAAUGUUCCAUGUCCAUUUACACUUCAUCAGUAACACUUAUGCAAAUAUUUACACAUCCUAACAAAUCCCACAUUGGUUACCAUUAUACUGAGACCAAGUAAUCAAAUAGACCUUGUGGUUACAGAAAUAUACUCUUUAAAGUGUGGGUAUGUCAUCUUUGCCUCACUAACAAUAUUUUUUAUUUUAAAAAAAAUUAGGGAUGCACCGAUACCGAUACUGGUAAAAGUUAACCGAUACCAGGAACAGAUACCAACACAGUUGUUUGAAAAUGGCUUCACUGUAACUUGUCAUUUCUGUUCACCUAAUAUUUUAGUUUUGUGAUGAUUUCUAUUCAUAUAUUUUACUUUUUAUCUACCUCACAGUCCUUUCCUGUUGAAAGCAGAGAAGAAAAUAAAAUCUGUAUUCCAAAUCGUUGCAUUUUUUGGUGUGGUAGAUGUAUCGGUAUCGGUAAUCGGUAUCGGCGAAUAUUCAGAUCUAAGUAUCAGAAUGGUAUCGGUUUGGAAAAAAUUGGUAUUGGUGCAUUCCUAAAAAAAUGUUUGGGCGCAAAUUGUCUUGAAUGAUUAAAAUGUGAUUAAUCAAGAUAAUUAAUUACAAAGCCUCUAAAUAAUUAGAUACAUUUUUAAUAGAGAACCACUCCUACUUAAAAGUAAAUGUAUUACAUUUAAAUAGCUAGAUUUUGUGAAACCAUUUGACAUAAUUCAGUUAAGUAAAUUCCAGAUUUUAUUUCUUAGAGUGUAAUCAUGUAUCUCUAGUUAUUAUGACCCUUACCUUUCUUAGAAUAAUGUAAUUUAGACAAAUAUUUAUAGUGUGUUGCGUAAUCAAAUUAUUUAGCUACAUUAGCUGGUAGCCUCCCCUUUGUUUACUACAACAUAGCUUUCAAUAAAAGGUCUGCAUGAGUAACCCGAGUAACUUAAGGUUCCUCGUGUGUUUUCAUUUUCAGUAUUCUGCCACAAGGAUUUAAUAACAUGCCUAUCUCAAACAGGAUAAAAUUGCAUAAUUUACAUGAUAAGCUAGAGAAGUCAACUGCGCUAGUUUGAUAUGCAUGGUUUUGUGAUAAGACAAAUAAUAUAUUUUUUACAACAGGUACGUGGCUGAAUGAGACGCAUUGUUGAUGAAUCACAUUAAAAAAAUAAAUUUUUCAUAAAGAAAAAAAACUUCCAACUUUUUCUGGAGCUAAAUAAUUAGUUGGAUUAAAAGAUUAAACUAGUCUUUUGUAUCAGAUAAUGGCACAACAAACAGACAGAGCAAGCACCAUAAGAAGACGGGUUAAAAAUGUGAAUCUGAUAAAUCACGUGCCAUUUCUCUCUCUAUCUCUGUUGUUUAUGGGAAGAUAUCAGAGCUCUAUUGCUGCUGCUUAGUACUGAUAAAACCAGCAAGUUAUGCUGUCGCUGAAUGUCUUAAUAUAUUCACUAAUAGUGCUGAAAAUGUACAAAUAUAUAUAUUUUAUCGUUAAAUGUCACUUGUCACUAUGUGCUGCUGCUUGGUGCAUGUUUCUUUUUUUUAUUUCCUUACAUUCGGCCUUAUUGCGGUGGAACUGAUUCCAUCACGAGAGUUCAUCAGUCAUGUUCUUUUUCUAAAUGUUCCGUGAUCAGAUCUGGGCAGAAAAUGUGAUUGAGUUAUGUGUUUCAUUACCAAAAGAUGGUUUUGCUUCCCGUUGGAAAUAAAAACGUACAAAAAUCCCAGGCACCAUCGGUGUUCAUGAAGAAAAGAGGCAAGACUCUUUGGUGACUGUGAAUGUUAAACUGGAAACGAAAUUAUAAUCACAAAAACUGAGGAAACGUUGGAAACAGUGUUUGUAACGGUGAGGGUAAGAAGGCGGGAGGUGCUUUUUUUCUUGUUUCUUCAAGCUAACUGUACAGAUGUUUACUACGAUGAUGUUUAUUAGCCAGUUCGCUGCGCUCAUUCAUUACGUACAAUCUAAAAAACGAAAUGUUGAAUUUACUUAACCAAGUUAAGUCAACUGGUUCUACUAAACACGGCUGCUUAAAUGUAAAGAGUAAAACACAUUUACUUUAGUGUGUAACAAUGUGUAUCACUGGGAUGCGUAAGCGUCGAUACAUUUUUGCGUGAAGCUCAGCUGUUCAGAUGGGGCCGGACAGAAAGUCGAACACGAAAGUAAGAGUAAAACAUCCGGAACCUUUCAAAAUAAAAGUCACCUGCAGAUUCCCCUUGCUAAACUAGAAAAACAAUACGUCGUUAAGCCCGGGGCACACCAGAUAUGGACGCACCUGCGCCGCACCGUCAUUUUAGAUAAAAGCCAUUAUAGUUGUGAGAGUGGCUACACGAGGAACGCCGCGCCCCAGAAGCGCCGCGUCGAGGCGCUGCAGAUAGGCGCCAAAUCUAUUUCAAGCAUUGCAGCUGUUCACAGCAUUGUGGAGUACUUUACAACAGAGAUUAUGACAGCUUUAUGGCACAAACCCACCGAGUACUGAUAACUUUGAAGUACUGUUGAUUUUAAAAUAUUAUAAUAAAUAGCGUACUUAACCAUUUUGAAUGAAUUAUGGGCUCGACACACGGGAGGCGACAAACGACCGCGAUCAGCGAAAUUUGUCGCUGUCGCUUUUAUUACCCGACACACGGGAGGCGAUCCGCGGCAGCGGCAAAGCCGUCUACGCGUUCUGUUCCAUGGCGAAAUCGAAACUUCCGUUGUUUGGUUUGGCUGUGUCAGGUUGGAGGGAAUUAAGGUUAUUUAAGCAGUUCAGAGUUAAUAAAGUGGUAGAUAUGAUGUUUCACAAGGUGCUGCUAGAGUUAUGUGAAAUCUUACUUCUGAUUUUACUAUAAAACAUAAUAAUAAUCAACUUCUCCUCCAUGUUUGCUCGGAGGUGUACGGAGCAUCCUGUCCGCUCAUUGGUCAGUGAAUGAAACCUCCGUUGAUUGGUCCUCGUCCGAGCGACAGCGAUGAAAAGUUGAAAAUGUUUCAACUUUCUGGGAUCGCGUCGCUGGGUCGCCUGUGCACGACACGUGCACGAGCGCAAAAUUUCACACGCAUGUUUUUCGCGUUUCGCUUAGUAGGAGGGAGACCCGCGAUUAUCGCUUUGUCGCUCAUGUCUCAUUGAAAAUGAAUGGAGGAGAGGCGAUGUCGCCUCCCGUGUGUCGAGCCCAUUCGUCUCUCAAAACACGACAGCAAGUCUGAUCACGUAAAAACAAAAGAGUCACUUUCCGCUUCCUAUUUUUGUAUCGCGCAACUCUCCGAGAAGCGCUCAGCGGCGCUGCGCGUCCUGAGUGACCACUUGAUUCCUCAAAACCACGGCGCAUCUGUCUCUGGUGUGAAACCUCCAUAGCCGAGGUAAAUGGAACAGAAAAUAAAUCACAGACCAUUUUGGAUACACUGCCCUCGUUCUCCAUCAUGUGCGAUCUUGCAGUUCUCCAGUGAUUUUAUAGCAUCCCGCGAUCAGCUGUUACUUACAUGUGAAAUACUCGCGGUGGGAAGGGAGCUCGCGGGUAAAACGCCCUUACGCGUCCAGUGGAAAGGCCGGGUUACUCUUUACUUAUAUCACAACUAUGUUUUUUUGGAACCAGAUGACAUAAUUUAAUUAAGUGUAUUUAACAUUUAAUUUUGUAGAGUGUAGUGCCAAACAGCAAACGUUAUCUGGACACUUUAGAGGAAUCACUUUGUACACAUACAGUAUAUAUUUGAUGUUUAUUCAGAUUUUGUAUAUGGUGAUUUACAUGUUGCUAUGAAACAACGUUGUGUUUUUCUGGUCAGCACAGUAAUCAGACUUUUGAGGAACUUUCGAUAUGAAUAAGCUUAAAUUUUGUUACACAGAGUUUAUGUUUAUAGGAGGUAUUUUACACUAACAGAUUUCUAGAUCGAUGUAAUGGAGUAUUUAAUGUUUGCUAUAGAAUGAAUACAGUUAAACCUAAUUUCAAAACGUAUGUGGGGUGAGAUACGUUCUCCUACUUUUAUUGUGUGACUUCUGCCUCAGAGGCAAUUUUUUUUUUACAAUGCAUCUUGGCCUGCAGCCUAUUUUUUUUAUUUUUUAAAACAUCUGUACAUAAUCUUGCAAGAAUUAGUGCUGGUUGUUACUGUUUAUUAAUCAAAGAAUUGCAUUUUUAGGAUGCAACAGAAAUUGUUUAGCUCAUAAAUACUGAUUCGAGGAAAGUCGGCUUUCUUUAUUAUGACGUAUUGUGGCUUCAAAUAUUAAAGCUUGCCUGUCUUCUGCUACUUGUCAUCCAGGCUCACAAAACAGAUACUAUUUCAUGUCACAUUCAGAAAUAUUUGUGCUGCAACUUCAGUUUUUAACAUGACUCCAUUUUUAUUACUUUUCCAACACAGAGCCACUGUUAUCAGUCCAAUUGCUGCCGCUUUCCUUAGGGCCAAGAACCGUGUUGUUUCUUGCUAAGUUCAUUUUGUCCUCUCACCACUGAGCCUUUCUGCUGUGUAUGUGUAAUCAAUAAGCUUUCAACAAGUUACACAAUAAAAAGUACAGCAUCUUG